Messenger RNA from Symbiodinium sp. CCMP2456, 2121 nucleotides. NCBI's taxonomy places the organism in Eukaryota, Dinophyceae, Suessiales, Symbiodiniaceae. The record is from the annotation of a GenBank genome assembly.
GACACACCGGCAGCUUGCGAGCUGCGUUGCCAUGGUGCUGUACAGUUGGGCUUUGUUCUGAGCCAUUCCGGAAAGAUCACGCGGGUGGCUACAGGGACAUGGGCCGCCGAAAAUGGUUUGGAAGCUGGCGACGAGGUUUUGGCUAUUGAUGGUCGUUCCUGGGACGACGUUGCGAAAACGGCGACCCUUGAAGAUUUGUCAAAUCUCCGGGGACCCAGACGGUUGGUCGUGCGAGCAUGGGCAACAGCAGUGGAUUUACAGGAAGCAGUGCGUCGAUCAGUGGCACCAUCAUUGGCCAAAACACAUGCUCAAUUCAGGGAGGCACUGCAAGAUGAGCGUCGGCGUUUUGCUUUCCGUGAGGCGCUUCAGGCCCAGUUGGCUCACUGGCGUCCCAGAGACACAUGGCCGUUCCCGGCUCUUCCAAAGGAUGCAGUCGACACGGCCGCAGAAGUUGGUGAACUCGUGGGUUUCGGCACGCACGCGCUGCCUCGAGUGACCAAGCUGGAGACCGCUGCACGCAGGAUCCAAGCACGGUACCGCUGGAUGAAGCUUUGGCGGCAGCUGGACACGGCACGUGAGCGUGAGGCAGCUGCAACGAAGAUCCAGGCCAUGCAACGUGGCCGGCAAGCACGUCGAGGUCUUGCCGCACAGUUCGCAGCUUCAGCCGGCGGAAUGGAGAUCUUCGAAUCUGACAGCGAUCCAAAGGAGCAUCUCGAGAGUGAAGCAGGGAGCAGUGAACGCGAAGCUGAAACUGGCAGACCGGCAACGGCACCGAGUGCACGGAGCAAAGCGGCAGAGCCAGCAGUGCAGAUCCAGAAAACCUCGGACCAUGUGGCUUCGCGCGUGACGGUGGGCGCAGACACUGGCCUGGACGACAGUGAAGUGAGCCGCAGUCAUGACUUCUUCGGACAGAGCACAGUGCUGCAACCGCAGCCCGAAAAGCCCAAGCAGAAGGAGCGGCCAGCCAGGAUUAGAGUUCAGAAGUACCCGACCUCGGGCAGCUUGUCUCCGCCGACCCCUCCGCAGCCGCUGAGCGUGGCUUUGACGGCCAUGUCUCUUGAUGGACCGUCGGCCUCGGGCACAGACCCGGCGCUGGUGGCCGCAGCCAUCCGGCUUCAGGCGGCAGAGCGGGGGCGCCAGGCCCGCAAGCGGGCAAGGAAGAUGGCCGCGGAGUUCCUGGAGCCAGCUCCAGCCGUGCUGGAGCCAAAGCUGCUGGCAACGAAGGAAAGCGACGCUCCUGCAGACGAGGAGAACGAAUCGUUGGCCUCCGUGGCCAAUCAGCUGGGGCUUGUUGGCGAUCCACCGAAGUCGGACAUAGCCACUUUUGACCAUGACGAGCCAAAGGAUUUGCACAAGGCAGAGCCCCUGCAGUCCGGUGAGACUCUCGGCUUCGUGGCAAGUCCGCAGGCCUUCUCGCUCCAGCCAGACGUCUCCCCAAAGAGUUCGGAUACGAAGGAUGACAAGACGACGGAGCCGACGGUCGGCUUCUUCAAUGCAGCACCGGAGGCUGCUAAAGCUGCGGUCUCCGCCGUGGCCGAUCCGCUCGGACUCUCCGAGCAGUUGCUGCUCCGGCCGGAGACGGACACGUCCAGACCAAAGCCGGAGGCUACCACCGGCAGCGGGGUGAAGGCAGAACCCAAUGUGGGAUUCUUCGGUGCUGCGCCUGAGUCCACAAGAGCAAUGGUCUCGACAUCUUCUGAUCCGUUGGGGCUCUCCGAGAACUUGGAGCUCCAACCGCAGCGUGGCUUCCGACUGCCGACGAUGGAAUCCAAUGAAAAGAAGCUGAAGGCAAGAGAGACAAACAAAGCCCGGGACAAGGACAAGGAAAGAGAGAAAGACAAAGACAAGAGCACUGACAAGGUGAAGGUUGAGCCUCUCGGCUUCUUCGGUACGGCGCCCGACGCCACGAAAGCCGCGGCCUCGUCCGAUCCGCUGGGCCUGUCGGAGAACUUGGAGCUCCAGCCGCAGCGCGGCUUCCGGCUCCCGGCGAAGGCAAAAGAAAAGGAUGGGAAGGAUGCGAAGGAGCCGAAGGAGAAGGACAAGGACACCAAGAAGAAGAAAAAGAAGAAGAAAAAAGAAGACGAGUCUGAGCUGGAUAUCCUGGGCUUCUCGCUCUAUUGA